Ziziphus jujuba (common jujube) is the source of this 2165-nucleotide messenger RNA. Its product is annotated as lysine histidine transporter 1. NCBI's taxonomy places the organism in Eukaryota, Viridiplantae, Streptophyta, Magnoliopsida, Rosales, Rhamnaceae. Bases 547 to 1743 code for a protein of 398 amino acids. The record is from RefSeq and is a predicted model, not a curated record. The transcript is spliced from 9 exons. Gene Ontology annotation, cellular component: plasma membrane.
AAUUUCUUUGCAAAUAAAGACGUAGGCUCACAGAAUUUCUGUUGCGUUGUGCUAAUGGGAAGACUCCAUAGUCUACGAUAGAACCUUGGCUUGCUAUAUAUACAUAUAUAUAUACAUACACACCGGAACAGUUUUCAUUCUCAACCAUAUGGUGGGGUAAAUUUUUUGUUUUCGUUUUUGUUUCUUUGUUAUAAAUAUUUUCUGUGUCUGUUUUGUAUACUGUUUUUGGGGCAAUAUUUCUCAGCUAUCCAAAAGCUGAGCUAUGAUAACUCAAGCUCCUAGUGAUCAUCAGAACAACAAUUACGUUGGCAAAAAUUGUUGGCUACAAGGGAUCCACAAAACAUUCAAGAUUCCUAGGAUUAGUUGUAUUCCAAAUAUUACCCUUCGAAAUCGAAGGAAUUCCAUCUCAACCGCGGGUGCAUCGAUGAUUCCCUACACCCUCAGGAAGAAGAAAUAAGGAGGCAGAAGCAAAUUGAUGAUUGGCUUCCAAUUACAUCUUCAAGGACUGCAAAAUGGUGGUACUCAGCUUUCCACAAUGUUACUGCUAUGGUUGGAGCUGGUGUCCUCGGUCUCCCUUAUGCCAUGUCAGGGCUUGGAUGGGGUCCUGGCGUGACUGCUCUAGUGCUAUCUUGGAUAAUCACUUUGUACACACUGUGGCAAAUGGUUGAGAUGCAUGAGAUGGUUCCAGGGAAACGUUUUGAUAGAUACCAUGAAUUGGGUCAGUAUGCAUUUGGAGAAAAACUUGGUCUCUACAUUGUGGUGCCUCAACAACUUACUGUUCAAGUAGCUACGAACAUUAUCUAUAUGGUUACUGGAGGAACGUCACUGCAGAAGUUCCAUAACACCGUGUGCCCAAGCUGCAAGAAAAUCAAACUUACUUACUUCAUUAUGAUUUUUUCCUCUGUUCAUUUUGUGCUAUCCCAUUUGCCCAACUUCCACUCCAUCUCUGGUGUCUCUUUGGCUGCUGCAGUAAUGUCCUUGAGUUACUCCACCAUUGCUUGGGGAGCUUCUGUAGAUAAGGGUGUUCAGAAAGAUGUGGAAUAUGGCUACAAAGCCAAGAGUGCUGCAGGAACUGUCUUCACCUUCUUCGGUGCCUUGGGUGAUGUGGUUUUUGCCUAUGCUGGGCACAAUGUGGUCCUUGAGAUCCAAGCAACAAUUCCAUCUACACCAGAGAAGCCAUCCAAGGGUCCAAUGUGGAAAGGAGUCGUUGUUGCCUAUAUAAUUGUUGCUCUGUGCUACUUCCCUGUUGCUCUGAUUGGAUAUUGGACCUUUGGAAAUAAGAUUGAAGACAAUAUCCUAAUCUCAUUGGAAAAACCAGCAUGGCUUAUCGCAAUGGCUAAUAUGUUCGUUGUCAUUCAUGUUAUUGGCGGCUAUCAGAUUUUUGCAAUGCCAGUGUUUGACAUGAUUGAAUCUGCAUUCAUAAAGAAGUUAAAAUUUCCACCCAGCGCAGCGCUUCGUUUCAUUAUACGCAAUGUAUACGUGGCAUUAACGAUGUUCGUAGGCAUUACUUUCCCUUUCUUUGGUGGCCUUCUUUCAUUUUUUGGAGGAUUUGCUCUUGUCCCAACAUCAUAUUAUCUCCCUUGCAUCAUUUGGCUUAUUGUCAAAAAACCAAGGAAGUACGGCUUAUCUUGGUGGACAAACUGGAUCUGCAUUGUGGUUGGUAUACUUUUGAUGAUUCUAGCACCUAUUGGAGGGUUGAGACACAUCAUACUUUCAGCAAAGACCUAUAAGUUUUACUCUUAAACUCAUCUUCACCCAGCUAAACGGUAGUAAGUACAAGAAAUAAGCAAAAUUAUUUAGCAUAUAAAUAAUACAAAAAAACAAGUAGCUGAUAACGACGAUUACGAAGCAAAUGAUCGGUGAUGAUGUUAAGCCAUAGUCAUAUGCAUGACAAAUUAUUUCGACAGUGUUUUUUCAGUAAUCAUUGACACCACACCUGCAGUUUGUAAAUUCGAUCAUAGCCAACUUUAAUGAACUCCAUAUAUACGUUUUAAAGCUUGUUUUGUUAUACAUCUCUUCGUAUGCUUUUUGUAUAUCACCCCCCAUUGUGUUUGUUUUCUGCAGUUUAUUAAUUGGUCACGGUUUGAAAUGUUAGCUCUGCAUUAGACAUUUAUGUAUACCAGCAAAUCUGAGCAGUUUGUUCGCAUUUGAGCAAAGUUUUGUCA